Terrapene triunguis (Three-toed box turtle) is the source of this 1558-nucleotide messenger RNA. Its product is annotated as telethonin. Gene Ontology annotation, biological process: skeletal muscle contraction; sarcomerogenesis; skeletal muscle thin filament assembly. Gene Ontology annotation, cellular component: Z disc. The transcript has 2 exons. Gene Ontology annotation, molecular function: titin binding; protein-macromolecule adaptor activity; structural constituent of muscle. Bases 592 to 1161 code for a protein of 189 amino acids. The record is from RefSeq and is a predicted model, not a curated record. Lineage: Eukaryota; Metazoa; Chordata; Testudines; Emydidae.
CAGAACUCCUGGGGUCUACUCCCAGCUCUUCUAUUGAGUCCCUCUGAGACCCAGAGUAGACCAGAACGCUCUUCCCCCAUUGGGCCGGGGGUUUGCAAAGGGUUAAUUCACACCCCUAAAGGGUUGGGCCACCUGGUGUGGACAGUGGCCCAGGAUUGCCCCCCCCCCCCACACACACACCCCCCGUAGCUGAGACCCCUGCAGCUUCCCACAGGCUGCGUGAGGGGCGGGGGUAUAAGCGUUGCCCGGCAGGGUGAUCUCCGGGCCGAGGCUAGUUUCCAGUAAACAACAAACGCGGGGGGUGUCCGGUGUCGGGAGCGCUGGCGAGUGACCGCGUGGGGCGGAUAUAGCCCCUGACGACACGGCUCGGAAAUAGACACAGGGAGGCUAUAUAAACCCUGGCCUGGGCAGCCAAGUACCAGGGCUUGGAUACAUACAGCCGGGCUCACGCACACGCAGCCGGGCUCACACACACACACACAGCCGGGCUCACGCACACGCAACCGGGCUCUAACGCACACAGUUGGUCUCACACACACACACAGCAAGGCUCACCGCCCCCCCUCAAGCAAGGCGUCCCACAGGGUGAGGAUGUUCGGCAAGAGCGUAGUGCUGCGCAGCGCGGGGGUGCUGUCGGCGGCCGAGCUGGGCUGCCUGGUGAAGGAGGAGGACGUGGUGCGGCACGAAUCCUUCACGGCCGAAUGGAGGGACCUGUCGCUCUCCACCAGGCCCGAGGAGGGCUGCCCCCUGCGGGGGGUGGACGAUUGGCGCAAGGAGACGUACUGGCAGCAGCAGGAGACGCGCUUCGUGGUGCAGCGAUCCCCCUGGCUCAUCAUGCGGCUGGGCCGGCUGGGCGAGCCCCUGGCCCGCUACCACCUGCCCUACCAGCGGGCGCUGCCCCUGCCCCUCUUCGUGCCAGCCGACCUGAGCGCCAAGGCCGAGCGGGGAGCCACCCCGCCCCAGCUGCGCCACAUGAUGGACUUCGAGACGGCGCUGGCCGGGGGCGCCCCGCCCAACGGGCAGUGCCGGGACAAGAAGGCCGUGGCGGAGAUCACCAAGGAGCUGCCCCCCGUCAUCCAGCCCAGCCGGCCCGACUUCGGCAAGGGUGACUUCCAUCGCUCCCUGUCCCGCUCCCUGUCCCAGGAGGCGCAGCGGGGCUGAGGGGCCGGGGCACGGACCUGCCCGUAGGGCUCUGCGUUCCCAGCUCACGGCUCCCCCUGCAUGAGAAAUACCCACGGUGAGCCGGGCAACGCGGGGUUACUGUAGAGGCCCAUCCCAGGGCCAAAGCCAUCCCGGGCGUAAGCUCAGCGAGGUUACGCCGUGGCUGCAUGUGGCUUUUCGAGUUAGACUGUGAGCUCUGUGGGGCAGGGACCAUGGGUUCGUACAGCACCGUGCAUGCUGAUGGUGCUGCAAUCGGAACGCUGUCUCUUUAAGAACGGUCUUCCCGGCUGAGCUGUCAAUCAGCUGUCAGCAAGGCUGUCACAGCAGCUGAUGCUCUUUGGGUCUAACAGCACAGCAGGGGGGAGGGGAGUGUGGGCUAGUGGUUAGAGCAGUCAGG